Branchiostoma floridae (Florida lancelet) is the source of this 1918-nucleotide messenger RNA. Its product is annotated as U3 small nucleolar RNA-associated protein 6 homolog. Gene Ontology annotation, cellular component: Pwp2p-containing subcomplex of 90S preribosome; small-subunit processome. The transcript is spliced from 21 exons. The coding region runs from base 107 to 1906 and encodes 599 amino acids. Gene Ontology annotation, biological process: maturation of SSU-rRNA from tricistronic rRNA transcript (SSU-rRNA, 5.8S rRNA, LSU-rRNA). The record is from RefSeq and is a predicted model, not a curated record. Gene Ontology annotation, molecular function: protein binding; snoRNA binding. NCBI's taxonomy places the organism in Eukaryota, Metazoa, Chordata, Leptocardii, Amphioxiformes, Branchiostomatidae.
CAGGUCACUUGGGCAGACACACACACGUGCAUUUUGGAGAGUGAUAUUUUGUCAGAAAACUUCUACCUAGUUUUUGCCGUAACGUCGCCGGUUGAGAAGUGUUAGGAUGGCGGAGUUUGUUCAGCAGAACAUCGAGAAGAUGCUCCCCGAGCUGGAGCAGUUAGAACGGGUCGGCGUCUUCGACAAGCACGAAAUUAAAGCCAUCAUCAAGAAGAGAACAGACCAUGAGUACAGACUGGUGCGCAGGACCAAGAAGAAGGAAGACUUUCUCCGAUACAUCCAGUACGAGAUCAACACACUGUCGCUUAUACACCAUAGACGAGAGAACCUGGGCUAUUUCUUCAAGAAGGAAGAGAUAGAAUAUGCCAUUGUUGGAAGGAUCCAUUAUCUAUUCAAGAGAGCUAUCAGGAAGUGGCCAGAAGAUUUGAAGAUGUGGAUGUCACAUAUCGAGUUCUGCAAGAAAUGGAAUAAACGUAUCCAGCUGUCCAAGAUGUUUGCCAGUCUGCUGUCCAUGCACACCAACAAACCAGGCCUGUGGAUCAUGGCAGCUAAGUGGGAACUAGAAGAGAACCAGUCAGCUGACAACGCUCGCAGUCUGCUACAGAGGGCACUCCGUACACACCCCGAGUCUAAACAGCUCUGGCUGGAGUAUUUCCGAAUGGAACUGCUUAACACAGAAAAGGUCAGAAUCAGAUGGAACAUCAUCAGCAAUGAAUUCUCCAGGCCUGAGGGCUCAGAAGAUAUCCCAGAUGCUUUGUUCCAAGGGAAGGCUGCCACUAUAGUCUACAAGAAAGCAACUGAAGCUAUAACAGAUGACAUAGAAUUCCUCUUGUCCUUCAUUCCUGUGUGUCAGAAGUUUGACUUCACCAAGGACCACCAAGAUCUCAUCUACAAUGAUUUACAGGACAGGUUUGCGGACCAUGAGUUGACGUGGAGUGCUCUAGCUCAGAGAGAGAUGCAGGGUGAAGACACUGCCAUUGAGGAGGCACAGAAAAGGGGACUAAACCAUGAGCUUGCUGUACUGAACCUGAUUGACAAGGCCUCUCAGGUGUAUGACAGAGCUGUAGAAAAAGUCAACACAGUGAAGAUGUGGUCUCUGUACUGUGACUUCCUGAUGGAGAAAUUACAAGAAACAGCUUCAGAGUCAUUCAUGGACCAGGUGUCCAGCAGACUGCUGAACAUCUUAUCAUCUGCACAAGAAGAGGACAAAGUUUCUGAAGAAAUGUAUGGUUCAUGGGUUGAUCUACUGGAACAGUUAGGAAAGUUAGAAGAAGCUACAGAGGUGUCGUCCUCAGCUACAGACAAGUAUCCCCUGUCCCCAGACCUGUGGGUACAGAGACUCAAGCUGCUGGCAGCCGGAGGGGCCAACCAGAUCAACCCUGUGUUCCAGAAGGCCAUUGCCAAGGUCAAGAACAAGGACUCCCUUCCCCUCUGGACGUUCAGGAUAGAGUGGGCCAUCAGUAACAGGGAGGAACAUGCAGAGGAGCUGUUUCAGAAAGCCAUCCUGAGUGUGAAGAAGUGGUCCACCCCCAUACAAGAGUGGUACGUCCAGUGGGCUGUGGUCAGUGGGGGCAUCAAGAAGACAAGGGCUGUGUACAAAUGGCUGAGAGAGACCAAGUUUGUACCCCUUCCAGUCUUCAGGAAGUACAUUGAGUUGGAAAGUGGGCAGCUGAAGCCAAAGAUGAAACUGAUCAGGAACUGUUAUGAGGAUGCACUGAGGGAGUAUGGGGAGGCUGAGCCUGACCUGUGGCUGGACCUGAUCCAGCUGGAGAGGACCCACCCUGAUGGGAGACCUGAGAACGCAGGCCAGCUGUACUGGAGAGCUGUCAAAUCACUCAGCGGGGAACACAACCAGUACUUUGUUAGUAGAUAUGCACUGGUGCAAACUGGACACUUAGAAAAAUAGGGAAACAAAAAA